AUGCCCUCGUCCUCGCGGAACCCGUCCACCUGGGACGAGUACGAUGGCGGCAUCUCACCGCACCGCACUGGCAGUAUGUCCUCAAUGGGUGGGAGGAGUGGCCGAAGCGUCCAAUUCCAAGAUCAAGAAAAUGAAUCGCUGUUGGGCGAUGAUCAGGAGCGACGCGGUAGUGAUCAGGACACCGAAUGGGCUGGCGGACUACGGCGGAGAAGGAGCUCUGUCGGCAUGCGGCUCGCUUCCAUCGCCGAUAUUGGUGGUGUCAACAGCAUGAGGUCCUUUACCCGCAGUUGGGCGCGUGCUGCAGGGUUUGCUGAGGUCAUACCGCAGCGCCCUUCCUUUGUUUUUGCGCAAGAUCAAGCGCCAAUGCAGCCGGGCACUGUCGAUGAUAUCGUGUACAGCCGAAGCCGGCCGGAGGGUGGCUUCAUGCGUCCAACGUCAGAGACUUCCGGCCCGUCCCUCCUCCGGCAGCACUUGGAGGCGGGAAGCUCGCUCGGUUCGCAAAGUGCUGAGCCCGUCUUUGAUGAGAGGGAUGAAAGUCCCUCGAGUCCCCUUCAGCCGCAGCAGAGUGGGGAUGGCGUCGACUUUAGGGAACGCGAGCGCAAGGCGCUCGACAGCGAGAUAAACAACGGUUUCCGCAUCGGCAGCUGGGGUGGAGGCUCAGGCUCGGGCAGCGGUUCUGCAGGAAGGUCACAGUCCAUCUUUGCUAUUCCACCCCAUCUUGCUGCACCAUCGCUUGGCGGAGACCCGGGACCAUAUGGCACAUCCUAUGGCUCCAUAGGUUCGCAGCAAAGCCUCAACUACGGUACCGUUCGAUCUUCGGGUCGAGAAGAAUCCCCAGCCCGUGGCAUCUCGGUAGCACCGAGUGCUCGGGGCUCCGUCUGGGCUCCGGCGCCUGAAGAGGGCCCCGACGCAGAGGUGCAGCCCAUCCUAGUCAAGGAGGUUGAGCAAGAUGGCAAGAUGGUGCUCACCGUCGAGGGCCAGAGCACUUUGCCCCAGACAAUCUUCAACUCGAUCAACGUACUCAUCGGUGUUGGGCUGCUGUCCCUGCCCAUGGGUAUUAAGUACGCCGGUUGGUUGUGCGGAAUAGGGUUUCUCACUUUCGCAGCUGGCGUUACCAUGUACACAGCUGGGCUGCUCUCACGCUGCAUGAAUCUCGACCCAAGCCUGAUCACUUUCAGCGACCUCGCCUUCAUCAGCUUUGGCAGCAAGGCUCGUGUGGCAACCAGCAUUCUCUUCACUCUAGAGCUACUGGCAGCUUGUGUCGCCUUGAUAGUAUUGUUUGCUGACUCCCUCGGCCUCCUGUUUCCUGGGCUCCUGACCGUCAAUCAAUGGAAGGUGACCUGUGCAAUCAUUUUGAUGCCGCUUCACUUUAUGCCGCUGAGCUUGUUGUCUUACUCUAGCAUCCUGGGCAUAUUUUCGUGCUUUUCCAUCGUUGUCAUUGUUGUGACCAACGGUCUCAUCAAGCCAGAUUCUCCCGGCUCCCUCAUCGAGCCAGCGGCAACGUACCUGUUCCCAGCGAACUGGCUGACUCUGCCUCUGUCCUUCGGUCUGCUCAUGUCUCCAUGGGGCGGCCACAGUGUUUUCCCCAACAUCUACCGAGACAUGCGUCAUCCUUACAAGUACAAGCAAGCACUCAAAGUGACAUUCUCGUUUACGUACUGUCUUGACGCUGUAACCGCCGUUGCUGGUAUUCUCAUGUUCGGUGACAACGUUGCAGAUGCGAUCACCUCCAACAUCCUUCGAACAGAGGGUUACCCUCGCGCGCUCACAGUCUUGAUGUGCUGUUUCAUUGCCAUCAUCCCGCUGACCAAAGUCCCGCUGAACGCGCGGCCCAUCAUCACGACACUCGAAGUGCUGAUGGGUGUCUACCAUGGUGCUGGCGGCGACCCGCACGCCCCGGUACAGAUAUCUGGGGAACCGGCACCGCCGACAAGUUCGAGGAAAGUCGUCAUUUUAAGGGCUGCCAUCAGGAUCCUGACAAUCUUGUCAUUCCUGGUCAUUGCUAUUUUGUUCCCUGAAUUUGAUAGGAUCAUGGCCUUCAUGGGCAGCGCUCUUUGCUUUAGCAUCUGCGUGACUCUUCCCAUUGCGUUCUACCUAAAGCUCUUUGGUUCCGAGAUAAGCCGAAGGGAAAAGGUCAUGGCGUGGGCCAUCAUGUUGACGUCGUUUGUCAUGUCCCUCGUGGGCACCGUUUGGGCAUUCCUUCCCAAAAGCCUCAUCAGCUCCGCUUGA
Molecule: messenger RNA, 2229 nt
Organism: Pyricularia pennisetigena
Lineage: Eukaryota; Fungi; Ascomycota; Sordariomycetes; Magnaporthales; Pyriculariaceae
Exons: 7
Coding region: 1-2229 (742 amino acids)
Biological process (GO): amino acid transmembrane transport
Cellular component (GO): vacuolar membrane
Molecular function (GO): amino acid transmembrane transporter activity
Source: RefSeq, a predicted model, not a curated record